UCCUAUCCCGAAAAUAUUAGGGUGCCUGUGCCCUGGAUUACGGCGGAUUAAUUUUAGAUGUGUAUGGAGGAACAGUGGGAAUGGAGGCUCAGGCUGCAGAGGGGACCCCGCAACCCUCAAUGUGCAUCCAUGUGCAGCUGCAAGGGGGGGCUCCGUGGGGGUUUACUCUAACUGGAGGGCUGGAACAUGGGGAGCCCCUCAUUAUCUCAAAGAUUGAAGAUGGAGGGAAGGCAUCUUUGUGCGGGAAGAUGGAAGUGGGAGAUGAGCUGGUGAACAUUAAUGGAACUCCAUUAUACGGUUCUCGCCAAGAAGCCCUUAUCCUGAUCAAAGGCUCAUACAGGAUUCUCAAGAUGAUCGUUAGAAGGAGGAACAUUUCCAUAGUCAGACCCCACUCAUGGCACCUUGCAAAGUUGUCCGAAGUGCACCCAGAUGUGGCCAGCAUGCAAUAUCCAACUGAUGCUUUCAGUUUGUCCUGGCACUCAGGCUGUGAGAACAGCGAGCUUCCUAUGCAAUGGAAUCCUCUUUCUCGACACUGCAGUACAGACAAAAGCAGCUCCAUUGGUAGCAUGGAGAGUCUGGACCAACCUGGACAGAAUUAUUACGAGGGGGCUCUGUCACCCAUUGACCCUGGUAUGUAUCAAAACAAGAGGGAUUCUGCAUACAGCUCCUUCUCUGCCAGCUCCAACGCAUCAGAUUAUACAAUGUCUGCAAGAACAGAGGAGACUUCUCCCAUAGACUGUAUGCUGCAAGUAAUGGGCCCUUUAAAACAAAGUGAUGGGAGGUAUCUCCAGACUGGCCAUGGUGCUAUAGAUGCCCAAGAGGAGAACUCUACCCGAAGCUUAGUUGAACAUCCGCAAAGACCUUCAUCAUUCCCUUAUGAUACAAACCAUAUGAGCAUAAUUAAAUCUCCUCCUCAGCCACCUGUCCGAAGGGACAGCCUACGUGCCUCCAAAGCCCAAAUCGGCCAUGUAGAAAGGAGAAGAGCUUCAGCUCCUGGGGACUCCAUGCAUAUGUCAGGAAGGUGGACUACAGAUUCCCAAUCUAACAAGACCUCUGAUAAAGUGCAAUGCCAGUGUGAGCGGGGUCUUUGCACUGUGCACCUGAAAGAAACAUUGUCUUCUGAUCAGUAUUAUAUGUUAAGUUCACAGACUGAAAGAGACCUUAAAAACGGUGAACAUAUGCCUGUAAGUGACAAGGAGAACUGGUUUAGAGAUAAUGAAGGCCCUCAGAGGUUAGAACAUGAGGGAGUAAUCGAGCUCACCUGCUUCAGUGCUGAAAAUGUCAAAGACAGUUAUUCAAAACAUGUAUCUCAUAAUCGGCAUAGGAAGUCUCCUUGUCCAUCUUCUUCAUGUAGUGAAGACUUCAAUAGGUGGACUAGAUCUUCAACUCAGUCUAAUAACCAGCAUCAGGCAGAGCAACUCAGCGGGGAAUGUGCCAAAGAACACAUGUGCAAUAACCUCAGGGAUUUACAAGUAGACAUGUUACAAGAGGGGCUGGGCAAUGAGCAUCUUCAUAGUGCAAACACAGGACUGUCUACAAACCGGCACUGUGCUACAUUUGAAAGGUCAAUUCUUGAGCCAAAUACAGAUCGGGACACACAGACUGUUAAAUUGCCAAAUGAUUCCGGAGUUAUAGUAUCUUCUUGCAGCACGGAAACAUUGCUAGAUGGAGGCAGGGUACAAGAAGAGAGCCAGAUGCCAACAAAGAAGUCUGGAUCAUCCCGUAAUCGUUCAGCCCAAAUGAGAAGGAAGAGUGACAGAUUUGCCACAAACCUCAGAAAUGAGAUACAAAGAAGAAAGGCUCAACUGCAAAAAAGCAAUGGGUCUUCAAUGCUGCUGUCUGAAGAGGAACCUGUGGAGGAGAAGGAGGAUCAAACUAACUAUCAUUCUCCUCCAAGGCCUGUUCCUCCUCCACCUCCUCCUAAGAACAAGUCACGGCUGCUAGAAAUUAAGAGAGCAAAUGCUGAACUCUUUAGAAAACCCACAAAAUGCUUGAAUCAGGAGCCAAAAGACCAUAAAGUAAAAAAUGAGGAAAAUCGCAUCCAGAAGGACCCAGUGGAAAACAUGUUGGAUGUGAGGGAAGAUAAUCCAACUGGGGGUGGAAGAUCUAGAAACUCUGCUGUUACUAAAAUUCAGAAAAAUGUUUGGAGAGCAGAUUCCAAAGAGUGUCUUCUCCAAGAGUCUGUUAAUCUUCAAGCCAGGGAGAGGGUGGACAACUUGAAAAGCAGUGAAUGUAUGCCUGUAAACCUAAACAAGGACAAUAAAGAGAGAAUAAACAUGUUGCCCAACACUGAAAGCUGCAAGGAAGAGUGGAGGGCCAUUACACCAGAAAUAAUAAAAAUGAAGAGCCAAGACCACUGGGAUAGUGACCAGGGAAGUGUGACUGAGUGCAUACCACCAAAUUUAAAAUGGAAUGAAGACCAGAGAGCAUCUCCACAUGCAAAUGUAAAGGUUUCAAAUGAAGUUUGGGGUGGAGGCUCAAUCCAGGACAAACCUAACUUUGAAUCUCAAAAUUAUGAUAUCCAAAAAAACAGCUGUGAAGGAACUACUCACUGCAAACCUCAAGUAUUUAAUUCAGAGGCUAAAUGGAAUGGUUUUCACACUAGCAGGGAAACACCCUUUUCAGAUGAGUCUUGUAUUGUUGAUUGGGGAGCAGAUUCAAAGGAGAACAUAGACCAGGAGCUAAGGAGUCCAGAGGGAAGGUUGCAUGAUGAGGGUAUGUCCUGUGAUAGCCCCUCUUUAACCCAGUGGAGGUCUCUAAGCUCCUCUUCUGAUUUUGAUGACCAUAUUGCCCAGCAGAUGCCUCAUGGAGGAAGGUGGAAAUGGUCUCCAGAGCACAAACUUCAGCCUCAUACUUAUUUGCAAAAGGAAAGCCCUCCUGAACUAACUCGAAUGAAUAUUGAAAACGCCAUUCCUCCCAUCAGAAGGGUAACUGAAGAAAAUAUACUUCUGCCUUUUGCUGAUCGUCGGAGAUUUUUUGAAGAUAGUAGCAGCAAGAUACCCUCUGCUUCCCACAUCCCUGUAUAUGCUAAAUCAAGUAAAAACCACUUCCGUCCAAGCUUGCCUGACCCACCAGUCUUACAUAUGGUGAAUUCCAAUCUAAGAAGACGUUCUGUGGACCAUACACACCAUCCAUCCUCCCCCAGCAGCCAAGGUAAUCCUAUUUCUCAUUCUGAGUGCUGUGUGGGUCACUCUGUGGAACCUACCAUAUGUUGUAAUGCAGUUGGACAUUCUGCAGACUAUAUGCACCCUGUGUCAUAUGGAUGUGGAGUUCAUGAUUCUUGCAUCUAUUGCCCCAACGACCUUUGCCCAGUCAUGCUGAAAAGAAAUAUACCUUCCAAUUAUAUAAGCUGCCACUGCCGGCACCACCACCACCACCAAUGGACAAGAUGUGGUGACUGCUUGUGUCCUGCCCAGCAUAGCCUUUUGGAAGAUAGUGGCUCCAUGCACAGCGACCCUUGGCACUUGAGAAAAACUGUUUUACAGGAAGUACCAAUGAAGGAAUGGUCCCAGCAGCUGAAGAUCAACAGGAAAUGCAGCCAGUCAGUGAGUGAAUUGUCUCACUAUAAACCUGGCUUCCAUCAUUCUGGUCAGUUCAGACCAUGCUGUGACUCCGGUGACCAAGAAUGGCCACCCUGCUACAAAUCCGCAUCAACAUAUGAUCUCUCAUGCGACCAUCAUCUCAGACAAGUGGAGGCAUCAUCUUUUCAGGAUAGGCCACAUGACCCAGGCCUUGUACGUGGAAGAGCCUACUCUGUAAGCCAGCUGAAUUUAGAUUGUCUUGCUUUAAGGGACAGGAGGGAGGCUCCCCUUGCCAAGGUAGAGGAGAGGGAGUCACCAGCUCCACCAAAGAAACAGGGACCUCCUCGGCCGCCACCUCCUGACUGGGGCAAAUACAAGCAGCGCCGGGCAUCCCAUCAGGCCACAAACACUGGUCUUGCAUGCAGUAGAGAGGAAAAUGUACCACCUGGUCUUAUGAGUAUAGAGGUUGCGAGGCAACGUUCUCAAAGCCUCCCCAUGGACAGAGUUUUCAUGAAUAUGCAGGCAGUCUCUCUCCCUUCAUCUCCUGGCAGGUCAAACGGUCAAGAUUGUAGCCCGAGGUCGUCCACAUCAGAGCAUUCUCAACAUGGGAAGGAAGAUCUUACCAUUGAUGCUUCCUCAAGUUACAAUGGCAUAAGGUUGUCGGCCUGCUCUGAGAAUUCAAGAUCACCAAGUGUCACAUCCCCAGCCAGGUCACAGCCAGGUCACUCGCUGCCCUCUGACCCCAUUCCAGCUUUCCAAGGGCAGACUGUUUCACCAGACAGAGCUGCAGGCAUCAAUAAUGUGGAGGAGCAGCAAGAGUCUUCUGAAGACAACACAGAAGACAGAGCCUUCCAUUCAGUCUCCCCUUCAUUGGCAUCCAGCACCCCAGCCCUUCCUGAACGCAACCCCUCUACAACCUCUUUAGAUGCUUUUGAAGGUGGUGAUCGACGAUAUGAAGACGAAUGGUCAACAGACAGAGAGUCUGAAAUCUCUAUCCCUGACAGGUAUGAGUUCCAACCUAUUUCCCCCCCUCCAAUUUGUGGAGCUGUCAGCCCUACUUCCUGUGCUGCCUACUACAACACAUCAGCUGCCAAGGCGGAACUUCUGAAUAAGAUGAAAGAUCUACCUGGGGUGCAGGAGGAAAGAGGAAAUAUAGUAGGAGAAGUGGAGGAAGAGGAGGAUGAGCUAUCCAUCAAGAAAAUGCAGCUCAUAGACAGCAUCAGCAGAAAGCUAUCUGUCCUCCACGAAGCCCAGCAGGGCCUCCAGGAAGAUAUUAAUGCAAAUUCUAUGCUAGGCAGUGAAGUGGGGGAACUUCUUAAGAGUGUCUGCAAACCAAAUGAGUAUGAUAAGUUCCGGACGUUUAUAGGUGAUCUGGACAAAGUGGUUAAUCUGCUACUAUCUCUUUCUGGGCGCCUGGCUAGGGUGGAGAGCGCAUUAAGCAGCGAGGACCCUGAACCUUCAGUAGAAGAAAAGCUGAGCCUCCAGGAAAAGAAGAAACAGCUGACUGACCAGUUAGAAGAUGCCAAAGAACUUAGAGCGCAUGUCAAUCGAAGGGAGCAGACGGUUCUGGAGAAUGUGUCACGGUACCUGAGUGAGGAGCAACUCCAGGACUACCAGCACUAUGUUAAGAUGACAUCUGCUCUCAUAGUAGAGCAACGUGAACUUGAGGACAAGAUACGGCUGGGGGAGGAGCAGUUGAGGUGUCUGAGAGAAAGUCUGUAGGUUAAUCAGCAACCAAAGAAGAGUUCUGUGAGAUCUUCCAAUCUGAGAUGUCUAUUUAAAUGGCUUUUUUAAUUUUUAAGCAAGGCAUUAUCCACUUAAAAGAGAUUUUCAGUCAACCAAAUAAUAUUGCUUGGGCAUAAAUAUAUAAUAAGAAUUAUUUUGAACUAGAAGUUCCUGAGUGAAACCCUCAUGUGUUUCCAUCUGUUCAAUUCCUCUGAGUUUGUGAGUUUUAACCCAUAACUCCUUACUCAAUACAUUUAUUUUAAGCUGUGACCCACAGAUGGUUAAUCAACAAAAUAAUGGUGAUUGAAGUGGGGAACAGUGUAUAUGAAGGCUUCGUUUUUUAACUGGAAAUUACUGCCUCUCUAAUUAUUUUCCAUCUAUAAUUUUCGGGAGCCCAGGUCAUAAAAUUACUUGGAGAUGAAGGUUGAUACAGUGUGCUGUUGUCUGAGGAAAUAUACUGAGGCUUUUUGCAACUGGAAUCUCAUAAAAAGCAUCCAAUGCACUCUAAAGAGUUUUAACAUAAUGCACUCCACUGCACAGUCUUAACAUUUCUUUUAUAACAUAAAUCCUCUGUGUUGUCACCCCUUCAACGGGGUGUAAGGGAACUGUUUUCUACAUGCAAUCCUCUGCAGUGCACCCACUCUAUGUCAAAGACAAACAUUCCUAUAAGUUUGUUCUUUCUAUCUUUGCAUUAUGCAAAUCCAACAUGGACAUUUUAUAGUUCCUUUGGAAAAAAAAAUGUAAUCAGAAGGAAAGUCUACAAAGAUGUAGCACUUCUUGGUGGGUCAGAUGGAAGAGCAGAGUUUCGAGGGGACUAUAUAGUGAUGUUAUCUUGAGCUGUUUGGGCUUUUCCACAAUUCUCUGUCUACAGAUGAUGGCUACAAAAUUGGAUCAUUCAGCUGAACUCUAAAUGGAUGAUGCACUACAACUUUAUUACCUCCGUUGGAGGCUAUAUAAGUGCCUUAUAAUGGAACUGUUUUAUAUGGUAAUGAUGCGAAUAUAGAUCUGAUCAAGAUAUUCCCUCCACAAUUUUUUUUUUUUAAUUAUGUAAGAUCUCCCCCAAAUCCUGAGUUAUCAUUUCUAUUUUACCAAAGAUACAUUACAGUUAGAACGUAAUUGUAAUAACCGUGUAUGUAACUAUGUUUAAUCAGAAGUGAGCAAGGUCUAAUCUUUUAAUUUUUUAUUUUUUUAAGAUUUUUGAACUGAUAGCACCCCAUUGUGUCAGUUGAUUUUCUUUUUUACUACACAUAACCAUUCUAUAACUUAUAUUGCUCCAUUAUACCUCAUAAUAUAUCCGUCUUGCAUUUAAAUUAAUCCUCCAUAUAAUGACCAUGUUGCUCCAGAUUGCAUUCCUAUAAUUCCAUAUUUACUUGAUAUUAUUGCCUCUCCCUAUAGCUACCUAUUGUCAAUAACCUCCAAUAUAUCUAUUUAUUGCUUCUCAUAAACCCAGCUCAUAACAAUUCCUAUUAACCCAAAUUGCCACAAAUGUUGUUUAACAUAAUCCCUUAAUAUAACUUCUAUUUCACUGACACACUGGGGCGAUGUAAAUGCUUAUUGACACAGACCAACGUCAGAAGUGCCCUUUAACCUGUGACACUAAAAUAUUUUCAUUCUUCUGGUGUCAGAGAAGAGGUUUUAGGGCUAAAAUCGAAGACACUUUUAAGAGAACAGAUUGAAAUAUUUUUUUAUGGUUUUUUUUUUUUUGUUUUAAAGAAAGAGGGAUAUUGCUUUUAAAAGGGAAAAAAGAAAGGUCUGUUAUGAAUACUCAGGAACAGUUAAAAGAAAACCAAAUAUAUCUUGGUAACCAGAUUUAAAAAAUGAAGCCAAAUGUUUUCUGUAAUUAAGAAAAUGUUUAAUUUUUGCACAUUGAUGUUAACCCCUUCACUGCUACAUUUUUUAGUUGUUGUUAUUUUUGUUUCUUUAAUAGUUGGACCAAUUUUUUUUAUACUGUGAUAUUCUAUAAUGCACAAGAAUUUGCAGUGGAUCUCAACAUACUGUCCUGUCUGCAAUAGGCAUCUACAAUUCAUAAUUUUGAAUCUUUAAUUUUUAAAAUAAUUUUAAGUACACAUUUUUUACUUGCUGUUGUUUCCCGUAUUUUCUGCUAUGUAAAAAAAAGUUUAUCAAUAAGUUAAUUUUUAUAGUAAAAUGAAAGUUUGGACAGCACAAGGGGAUAUGUAGGGAGGGGUACAAGAUGGUCAGUCGCACACAGGAACAAAGUGACGUAAUGACAAUGUUAUAUGGUCAGUGACACAUUGUAAACCUCUCAUCAAUAUAAAGACCAGUAUUUUCAGCUGUGAAGGGGUUGACAGUUCAUUGUCUCAACUUUGUAACCUAUUCUGUAUUAUUUUCGGAAAGCAAAAGAAAAAAAAAAAAGUGUUAAUAUUUUUGUUUUCAAAUGUAAAUCUGUGUAUUGCAAUUCUUUUAAUAUUAUUUUCGGGAGACUGUUCUCCACUUUAUAAUGUGGGCAUACCUUUUUGUGCCUCCCUCUGCACUACAGUAAAUAUAAUGGUGCUAACAA
This is a messenger RNA of Bombina bombina (fire-bellied toad), 7764 nucleotides long. RefSeq names its product shroom family member 4 (gene SHROOM4). The transcript is spliced from 10 exons. The coding region runs from base 81 to 5243 and encodes 1720 amino acids. Lineage: Eukaryota; Metazoa; Chordata; Amphibia; Anura; Bombinatoridae. Gene Ontology annotation, biological process: actin filament organization. Gene Ontology annotation, cellular component: apical plasma membrane; cortical actin cytoskeleton; adherens junction. The record is from RefSeq and is a predicted model, not a curated record. Gene Ontology annotation, molecular function: actin filament binding.